CCAAUACGAUUCUGUGAGCCACAGGCUAAAACUCCUUAGAUUGAAUGCUUGAGAGUUUAAGUGGAAUCAACUGCCUAACUGAUAGGAGGGUGAAAAAAGAAAUCAAAUCGUUUGCGAUUUCCAUUACUCUGUAAGGAAUAAUACUUUUUGUUUGUUUGUUUGUUUUACGACCCCAUUGGCUCCGUCUAAAAGAAUAAAGUGCAGCUAACUGUGCCCCAGCCUUCAGGUCCUCCCUCAAGUGCCUCACAUGAUCUGGAGGUCUCAGUGAGCCAGAGCGUGUGGAAUGCGCCGUGCGUAAAACAGGGAAAGCUGCCACUUCGAGGCGAAGUCGGACCAUGUGUCUCUUUACUUUCCUUGGCAUCUUUGUAGCAUGUACGGGCUACAUCAAUGGCCAAAUACCAUGGAGUCAAGAAAAGCUCUAUCACAAGGCGAGAACCCUGGGCUCCGGUGAUCUGACCAGCGUCUCAGCUCACACUGAUAUUGGCCGCAUGUGGGAAAAGGACCUGAGGCCCAUGUUGGUGGUGCGCUACCCAGGUUCAACAGGAAGCCAGUCGGUGCAGCAGCAUAUAAAAUCUGUCCUGGGUUCACUGAAGGCAGGCUGGGAGGUGACAGAGGAUCACUUCCAAGGCCAUACACCUUACGGCCAGAUGCCUUUCACUAACAUAAUUGCCACUCUCAACCCUGCUGCCAAGAGGCACCUGGUGCUGGCCUGCCACUAUGACUCCAAGUAUUACCCCCCUCAGUGGCAUGGGCGGGUCUUCCUGGGAGCCACUGACUCAGCUGUGCCCUGCUCCAUGAUGCUGGAGCUGGCCAGAGCACUGAACCCUGAGCUGGAGACUCUAAAGGACUCGGGGUCAGACCUGUCUCUACAGCUGUUGUUCUUUGAUGGAGAGGAGGCUCUGUUUCAGUGGUCCUCCACAGACUCAUUGUAUGGCUCCCGUCACCUAGCGCACAAAAUGGAAAGCAUUGCACACCCCCCAGGAGCCACUGACACAAACCAGCUGCAUGGCAUUGAUCUUUUUGUUCUGUUGGAUUUGAUUGGUGCUCCCAUGCCUCGCUUCGGUAACCAGUUCUCCAAUACUGCCAGGUGGCUUUCCAGGUUGCAGAACAUCGAGCGGCGUCUGCACGCCCUGGGCCAGCUGGAAGAUCACCCCAAUGAGGUGCAGUACUUCUGGCCUGGCCUUACUGUGGGCCCAGUGCAGGAUGACCACGUGCCCUUCCUCAACAAAGGGGUUCGGGUUCUUCAUCUUAUCCCCACGCCGUUUCCUUCUGUGUGGCACACCUUUGAUGACAACGAAGAGAACUUGGACCGGGCCACGAUCCACAACCUCAACAAGAUCCUGCAGGUCUUUGUGCUGGAAUAUCUCAACAUGAAAAGCCAGAAUCCACUCCCAGAUGCCCCUUAAUGGUCCCUUUCCUUCUGCCUAAUGCAUCAGUAUCAAUUGCGUCAACUCUGAAGUCCCAAAACCUCAAAAAGCUAACAUGGUCCUCCACACAACACAUGUUAGAAUUAGGCUUCACCUGCAUCAGAUGUGUACUUGUUGUGUGCUAUAUUAAAAGCUUUUUGUGUAUGGCACCACAUGGCCAAAUGUGUUUCCUGAGAUCCUUUUUCCUCAGCCUAUUCCUAAACCUUCAUAUUCUGAGGCGUGUACUCUGAGGUCCUUCAAAUAGGUUGUGUAACAAAUUGCACAGCUCAGAGUUAUUUCAGUGAAUAUCAGUCUUUAGUUUCCACUCUUGUGUAUGGAUUUUGUUGCAUCCAAAUGUUGCAUGUGUCUAAAUGAAACCAUGUCCAGGAAGCACUGUAUUUUAAAUCAGUCAUCCUACUAUCAGAGCCAAUGUGCCCUUUCUAUUUUGCAAAGCUUCUUUGUGGCAAUGCCUAUAUCUGUACCACAGAGAAAGGGAAACAUUUCUGUCUAAUUCUGUGAUCUGUGGCACAGAAAACUGUGAAUGGAAUAAAUGUCAAAUUAUUUUUAACAAAGGCUCUAGGUGGAAGCAGUUGGGUUUGUCCACCGUUUUGGUGUAAAGAACCUUUUGAAAAUGUUCCUGUUAUGGGUUAUUAAAGCUCAUUGUUCUGUCAGACACUAAAUAUGACCUCUAGCUUUAUGGGGCCUGUUUUCCUUUGAUUACAAUGUGGCAAUUAGUGCAGGGAAAGAAUGGAAGAGUGGGAUGGAAGGACAGAGAUAUUAGCCUGUGGCACUCAAUCGAAUUGUGAUGUGUCAAUCCUGAGGUUACUGAAAGGAGGAAUAAAUAACAACUUUAGCAUUAAACAUGGUUCUGGAAUGUCUUAAAUAUUAUAAUGUCUAUUUUUUACCAGUCAUCACCCUAAAAACUUUGGUUCUACAGAUGUUAAAUAGAUGUUGAAUUAAAACAUUAAAAUUGAA
Messenger RNA from Electrophorus electricus (electric eel), 2381 nucleotides. RefSeq names its product glutaminyl-peptide cyclotransferase (gene qpct). Gene Ontology annotation, molecular function: glutaminyl-peptide cyclotransferase activity; zinc ion binding. NCBI's taxonomy places the organism in Eukaryota, Metazoa, Chordata, Actinopteri, Gymnotiformes, Gymnotidae. The record is from RefSeq and is a predicted model, not a curated record.